This is a messenger RNA of Spodoptera frugiperda (fall armyworm), 709 nucleotides long. RefSeq names its product adenosine 5'-monophosphoramidase HINT1-like (gene HINT1). Bases 8 to 442 code for a protein of 144 amino acids. NCBI's taxonomy places the organism in Eukaryota, Metazoa, Arthropoda, Insecta, Lepidoptera, Noctuidae. Gene Ontology annotation, biological process: purine ribonucleotide catabolic process. Gene Ontology annotation, cellular component: cytoplasm; nucleus. The record is from RefSeq and is a predicted model, not a curated record. Gene Ontology annotation, molecular function: hydrolase activity. The transcript is spliced from 3 exons.
AGAAAAUAUGACGUUUCCGCUAAAACUUUUGUGUUCUCUGAUAUUUUUCACAAAAAUGGCUGGCGGCGAGGUGGAACUAGCGCAAGCGGCCGCUCCGGGCGGUGAUACUAUAUUCGGAAAGAUAUUGAGGAAGGAAAUACCUGCGAAAUUCGUCUACGAAGACGACCAGUGUGUGGCCUUCCACGAUGUGAAUCCUCAGGCUCCGACUCAUAUCCUGGUGAUCCCAAGGAAACCUAUCACUCAACUCUCCAAGGCUGACGACAACGAUGAACAAUUAUUAGGGCAUCUGUUAAUCGCUGCCCGGAAAGUUGCUCACCAAGAAGGUUUGGACAAGUCUGGAUUCCGUUUAGUUAUCAAUGAUGGCAAGAAUGGAGCACAGAGUGUCUAUCACUUGCAUAUUCAUAUUCUGGGAGGCCGCCAGAUGCACUGGCCCCCUGGCUAAACAAUUUUAAUUACAAAACCCAUUUUCUAAUAAAAUAUGGAGUAUUUUAGCCUAUGUUUACAAUUUUUCACUUAUAUCUCAUUAUAACUGGUCUUAUUAGAUGCUUAAAUACCAAUUUCAAAGUAUCACAAAUAUUAUAGCACCUAACAUGGGUAAAACUCCAUAUUUUUAAAUGGGUGUUUAUGAUUGAUUUGCAUUUGUUUCAAUAUUGUUGCAACAAUAAAAUAUAAAUGUUAAGAUAUGAAUAAAAUGUGGGAUACAAGGUGA